GUUUCCAUUUAUAGGAUAGACUUUAAACUAGAUUUCCAAAUCAACCCAAAGGAGAGGGUCGUCUCUGUCUCUCGAUUGUUGUCUCGAGCUGGCUGUUCAUCGGCCCUGGCUUUUUUCCUUUCGGUGGAAUCUAGGGUUAGGGUUUCGAGUUUGCAGGUGAAGAAACGAACUUCUUCAUCCAUUCUUCUGUUUUCUGCUUCAGAAAUCCCCUUCUUGAACUGAGAAUAUUAGGGUUGGGGGAGUCGUUUUUCAACGAUGAAGAGAGGAAAGUUCGAUACACUGGUGCCAACGAGUCGGCUCAAAUCGUUUAAAAUUUUGGCGGGUCUGCUGUUUCUGUACUUGAUUUUCAUGAGUUUUGAAAUCCCUCUAGUGCUUAGAACUGGGUUCGGAUCGUUACCGGGUGAUGGGUUUAACGGGUUUCUCGGUGACGCAUUCUCUCAACAAUUCAUGCUGGAAAGCGAACAAGACAUGGCGGAGAAAGAUGCCCCAAGUCGACCCUCCUUUAGGGUUUCAAAGGGCUUGUCUCAGUCUUCGCGGUUUCGGGCCCCUGCGCGUCGAAUGCGGGAGUACAAGAAAGUUUCUGGUUUGGCAUUUCACGGGGGUCUUCUCAAUAGUAAAGAUGGCUAUUCUGAGCUUCACAAGUCGGCCAAGCAUGCGUGGGAAGUGGGGAAGACGCUUUGGGAGAAGCUGGAUUCGGGAGAAAUCCAAGUUGAGUCGAAGAGGAAGGCGCAGAAUCAGUCGGAGUCGUGCCCACAUUCAAUUGCGCUAUCUGGGUCGGAGUUUCAGGAUCGAAAUAAAAUUAUGGUGCUUCCCUGUGGAUUGACGCUGGGAUCACAUAUUACGGUUGUGGGGAAGCCGCAUUGGGCACAUGCUGAGUACGACCCGAAGAUAGCGUUAUUGAAAGAUGAGGAUCAGAGUGUGAUGGUUUCCCAGUUUAUGAUGGAGUUGCAGGGAUUGAAAACAGUGGAUGGAGAGGACCCGCCUAGGAUACUGCAUUUCAAUCCAAGGUUGAAGGGCGAUUGGAGCGGGAAGCCGGUGAUUGAGCAGAAUACUUGUUAUAGAAUGCAAUGGGGGUCAGCCCUUCGGUGUGAGGGGUGGAAAUCAAGGGCGGAUGAAGAAACCGUUGAUGGGCAGGUGAAAUGUGAGAAGUGGAUUCGUGAUGAUGAUAGUCAUUCAGAAGAAUCAAAGGCUACAUGGUGGUUGAACAGGCUGAUAGGGCGGACAAAGAAAGUGGCGAUUGAUUGGCCAUAUCCUUUUGCAGAGGAAAAGCUAUUUGUUCUUACUGUGAGUGCAGGCUUGGAAGGUUAUCACGUCAAUGUUGAUGGGAGGCAUGUCACUUCUUUUCCCUAUCGCACAGGAUUUGUUCUUGAGGAUGCCACUGGCCUAUUUGUAAAUGGGGACAUUGAUGUGCAUUCUGUAUUUGCUGCUUCUUUACCGGCAUCACAUCCAAGUUUUGCUCCUCAGUUGCAUCUUGAGAAGUUGCCUAAAUGGCAGGCCUCACCUCUUCCAGAUGGACCUGUGGAGCUUUUCAUUGGCAUACUUUCUGCUGGCAAUCACUUUGCUGAGCGGAUGGCUGUGAGGAAAUCUUGGAUGCAGCAUAACUUAGUCAAAUCUUCUAAAGUUGUGGCUCGGUUCUUCAUAGCAUUGCAUGGAAGAAAAGAAAUAAACGUGGAGCUAAAGAAGGAAGCAGAGUAUUUUGGUGAUACUGUUAUAGUUCCUUACAUGGAUAAUUAUGACCUUGUUGUGUUAAAGACUGUUGCAAUCUGUGAAUAUGGGGCUCGCACUGCUGCUGCAAAGUAUAUCAUGAAGUGUGAUGAUGACACGUUUGUCAGGGUGGAUGCUGUGAUCAAGGAAGCAAGGAAAGUCCAUGAAGAUAACAGUCUGUAUGUGGGAAAUAUGAAUUACUACCACAAGCCCCUGCGAUAUGGUAAAUGGGCAGUGACUUAUGAGGAAUGGCCAGAAGAAGAUUAUCCACCCUAUGCAAAUGGGCCAGGUUACAUUGUGUCAUAUGACAUUGCAGAAUUCAUUGUUUCAGAGUUUGAAAAACACAAAUUGAGACUGUUCAAGAUGGAGGAUGUGAGCAUGGGAAUGUGGGUGGAGCAGUUCAAUAGUUCAAUGCCAGUGCAGUAUCUGCACAGUGUGAAGUUUUGCCAGUUUGGGUGCAUUGAGGAUUAUUAUACUGCACAUUACCAGUCCCCGAGGCAGAUGAUUUGCAUGUGGGAAAAAUUGCAACAGCAAGGAAAGGCCCACUGCUGCAACAUGAGAUGAUCAUGAUCUUCAUGACAUUAGAAAAAGCUCGGUUAUAAAGGGAAAACUUGAGAAAGAUGGAAACGCAGAAACAAGUUUUGUAGUCAUAGCAUGUCCUUGUACAUAAUGCUGAUGAGCUAAGUUAGAUACUGGGGCUGUUCAUGUUCCCUUUCAUGAUUCUUUCAUUAUUUAACCUUUUUCUUGUCCAA
Messenger RNA from Vitis vinifera (wine grape), 2456 nucleotides. Its product is annotated as hydroxyproline O-galactosyltransferase GALT6. Lineage: Eukaryota; Viridiplantae; Streptophyta; Magnoliopsida; Vitales; Vitaceae. The coding region runs from base 256 to 2268 and encodes 670 amino acids. The record is from RefSeq and is a predicted model, not a curated record. Gene Ontology annotation, cellular component: Golgi membrane. Gene Ontology annotation, molecular function: carbohydrate binding; galactosyltransferase activity. The transcript is spliced from 7 exons.